Emiliania huxleyi CCMP1516 is the source of this 348-nucleotide messenger RNA. RefSeq lists its product as hypothetical. The record is from RefSeq and is a predicted model, not a curated record. The annotation marks the transcript as partial. NCBI's taxonomy places the organism in Eukaryota, Haptophyta, Isochrysidales, Noelaerhabdaceae. The transcript has a single exon.
GCGGAGCUCAUGCUGCUCUACCACGAGCGGCUCGUCCGCGACGGCGUCGAGGGCUACUCGCUCGACGACUGCUGGCGGUCGUACCGCCUCAACCUCUUCCGCGUCCUGAUCAACGUCAUGUUCGUCUCGUACGACCAGUUCGCGGCCGACGCGAAGCGCAAGCGCGGCAUGUUCGCCGAGACGCCCACCAAGGAGGACGAGAAGCUGCGCGCCACCUACGACGCCACCAACCGCCGCAUGGCCGCCGCCCUCGUCGACGCAAAGUUCGACGAGCUGCUCAGCAGCGAGGGCAAGACGAUGCACAACCCGUGCCGCUUCCUGCCCGGGGUGGGCAACUUUUGCGCCUGA